UUGAAUGAAUGGAGAGUUAGGUGUUUGCAGGCGGUGCCUGUGUCUGUGCCAGUGUUGCCGUCCUAGAGAGAGGUCGCAGGCGCAAGGACACCCUGGUUUUCCUCUUUACUGGCAGUUACUGUUCUCAGCAGCGGUGCUGGAGCUCCCUGUCCUCCCUCUCUCCGUGUCUCUGUCUCCCUGUCCGGUGCUGUCAGAAGAGAGUAAAAGGCUUUGCUCAAAGUAGCACCAGAAGGUAAUUUGGAAGUGGCCGAAUUGCUGAGGAAAAGUUGCCAAUCCGGGAUGAAGCGAAAGCAGAAGAGGUUUCUGCAGAUGAUCGGACUGUUUAUCGUGGCGCUGGUUUUCCUUCCAAAUGUUGGUCUGUGGUCCCUUUACAAGGAGAAGCACUUGGAAAAAUCAUUGGAGUCAGGAGAUCAGGGUUUUCCAUUUGGUCCAAAUGAAGAGCGUUCCUACAGCUGGGCAGAUGGCCUGAAAAGGAAGGAUUGGCACAACUAUGAAACUAUUCGCAAAGACUUAAUGCGUUCAGGAAUUGGUGAACAUGGAAAGCCAUAUCCACUGACAGAUGAAGAUCAAGCUGAUUCAGCAUACAGGGAAAAUGGCUUCAACAUUUACGUGAGCAACAACAUUGCUGUAGAUCGUGCGCUUCCAGAUAUUCGACAUUCAAACUGUAAACACAAAAUGUAUUUGGAAAAGUUGCCAAACACCAGUAUCAUCAUCCCUUUCCACAAUGAAGGCUGGUCUUCGCUCCUGCGGACUGUGCACAGUGUUAUCAAUCGCUCUCCGGAUGAGUUAAUAGCAGAAAUCAUUCUGGUGGAUGACUUCAGUGAUAGAGAACACUUGAAAGAACGUUUAGAAGAACACAUGGCUAGAUUUCCGAAGGUGAGAAUCAUGCGUACCAGGAAAAGAGAAGGUCUAAUCCGAACCAGGUUAUUGGGAGCUUCAGUAGCAAAAGGAGAAGUCUUAACAUUCCUGGAUUCUCACUGCGAGGCCAAUGUCAACUGGUUACCACCGCUCCUUGACCAGAUCGCACAAAACCACAAGACAAUUGUGUGUCCUAUGAUCGAUGUCAUUGACCACAAUCACUUUGGCUAUGAGACGCAGGCUGGAGAUGCCAUGAGGGGAGCCUUUGACUGGGAGAUGUACUACAAGCGUAUUCCAAUACCGCCAGAGCUCGAAAGGCCUGACCCCAGUGAUCCAUUUGAAUCACCUGUUAUGGCUGGAGGCCUAUUUGCUGUGGAUCGACAAUGGUUCUGGGAGCUAGGUGGCUACGAUCCAGGCCUGGAGAUCUGGGGAGGAGAGCAGUAUGAAAUUUCAUUCAAGGUCUGGAUGUGUGGCGGCCACAUGUAUGAUGUUCCUUGUUCCAGGGUAGGACAUAUCUACAGAAAAUACGUCCCGUAUAAAGUUCCCUCUGGGACCAGUUUAGCCAGAAAUUUGAAGAGAGUGGCAGAGACCUGGAUGGAUGAGUAUGCAGAGUAUAUCUAUCAACGGAGGCCUGAGUACAGGCAUCUCUCCACAGGUGACCUCACAGCCCAGAAAGUCCUGCGGAAGCACCUCAAGUGUAAAGAUUUCAAGUGGUUCAUGACAGAGGUCGCCUGGGACCUGCCAAAGUACUACCCUGCUGUGGAGCCAUCACCAGCUGCCUGGGGAGAAAUCCGAAAUGCUGCCGCCAAUCGAUGUGUGGACAGCAAGCACGGAGGCACAGGGACCGAACUGAGGAUGGACGCGUGCAUCAAGGACGGCUCGGAACGCACAUGGUCACAUGAACAGAUCUUUACAUUUGGUUGGCGGGAAGAUAUACGACCUGGAGAACCUCUUCACACUAGGAAGUUCUGCUUUGAUGCCAUUUCCCAUAGCAGCUCUGUCACACUGUAUGACUGCCACGGCAUGAAAGGGAAUCAGUACUGGCGCUAUCGGAAGGACAAGAGCCUCUAUCAUCCUGUGAGCAACAGCUGCAUGGACUGCAACUUAGCUGACAAGAAGAUUUUCAUGAACAGAUGUAACCCUUCAGUGCAUACCCAGCAGUGGAUUUUUGAACAUGUUAAUGUGACUGUUCUUGAAAAAUUCAACAAUGAUUCCACUUCAUAAGGACUCCUUUAUUACAGUGGAAUAAAUCGUGCACACAGCAUUGGUCCUUUGACAGGAAUUGUUGGCAUCUGGAUCAGUCAAUUCAGGUGUUAAAUUUCAUAGCUACAGUGGGCUUAAUCUCAGGAUCAGUAACAACCGUAGCUGAAGUCAAGAAUGCAACUGAGGCACUUUGCAAAAGAACUUCACCACCAGCUGUCGCAAGAAAACAAAACGUGAAACUGAAGCAGACUUGGGAAUGCCUUGCUGGUCAAGAGCAAUUAAAAUUAAAAUGUAGGGCAGCAAAUCAAAAUGGAAUCAAAAUGGAAUUCUGUAGAUUCCCAGUCAGUCCAACCUGUCGAUCUCUGAGGGGAUGCUAAUUGCACUUUUGUUUUAGAGCAGGCCACCUGUUUGACAUGUUGGCAGAAGACUGCGUGGCUGAUGCCAAUUCAAAUCUUUGACUCGAAUGGGAUGACAGCCCAGGUUUAAUGAUGCACAGAGCUUUUUGAUCCUGUUUUGGACGUUGUGAAAAAAAUUGUCUUUUUUUCCUCCCUUUUUUGUAUUAAUUAAAUUUGAAAAACAAUUCUGUGAGUUUUUCAUUAGAAGUUUGUGUGUGAUGCGAAUUCUGGGGAUUGCAGUAAAUGUUUAUUUACAAAUCUGCUUUAUCGAUUUCAUUUUCCACAUAACACAGAAAAUAAUGAAUAUUUC
Molecule: messenger RNA, 2766 nt
Organism: Callorhinchus milii (elephant shark)
Lineage: Eukaryota; Metazoa; Chordata; Chondrichthyes; Chimaeriformes; Callorhinchidae
Gene: galntl6
Product: polypeptide N-acetylgalactosaminyltransferase like 6
Exons: 13
Coding region: 280-2082 (600 amino acids)
Cellular component (GO): Golgi apparatus
Source: RefSeq, a predicted model, not a curated record